CAGGCUCGGGGUCCAAAGAAGCAUUUAAAGCGCUUAAAUGCACCGCAUCAUUGGAUGCUUGAUAAAUUGUCUGGUAAAUUUGUAAGUAUGGCUUUUGAAAUACCUUCAUAUUGGAUCAUACUUAUAUAGAAGUCUUGAAGAAGAUAGGUUUUUAUCUAAGGCUGUCCAAAAUUAAGACAGAGAACAAAUGUCAGAGCAACAAGUUGAUAUAUAUAUAUAUUUCGAUAAGAUAGGUCCUUCCAUCUCACUGUUCUUCUUCUUGUUGUGAGAGAAGAUCAAAACAUUUGAUCUCGGAAUGGAAUCUUUAUGAGUAUUAUUUAAACGUUCAAAGUGAAUUUGAAUAGUACAUUGUGUUGCUCGUGUCGCUUCCCUUAUCUUUUCUCACACUUUUUUCUUCCACUGGGAGAAUACUUAGUUUGCAAGCAAAGCACAGAAACAACCAUCAGAAUUGUUCAUUUUUGUGCUUGUGCUUAUAGUAUUAAUUAAUUGAGACAACCAGUGGGCAGUUAGUUCUCUUACUUUGUAAAGCUUUAAAAAUUUAUUGCAAAACGUGUUUGUUUUUGUUUGAAUUUAUAGUUGUGUUAUUAAAAAAAACUAUUCUCAAGAAAGAUAAUGCAGUCAUUAUUAUUAUUAUUUUGUUUUUUUGUAGGCACCACGUCCAUCCACUGGUCCCCAUAAAUUGCGUGAAUGUUUGCCAUUGAUUGUUUUUCUGAGGAAUCGCCUCAAGUAUGCCCUCACAUAUGAUGAGGUGAAAAAAAUCCUCAAGCAGAGGUUGAUCAAGGUUGAUGGGAAAGUCAGGACUGAUGUCACCUACCCAGCUGGCUUUAUGGGUAAGAUGUCUUUGUUUAUUGUGUUAGCUGAGGUUUAACCCUUAAAUCCUUAAGAGUGACGAGCAUCUAAUUUCUCCUCCCAAUAUCAUCCUUAAAUCAAAUGUUAGGGUCACAAACAUAAAGGAAAUGAUCAGGAACUAAAGAAGCUUUAAACUGUUAAUCAAAUUCUCCUCAGCAGAACCUUAGAAAAUGUAUAGAGAACAGUAUGGAGAAUAUACAUCCUAAUGUUGAGGUGUGGUUCAAUUCCAAUGUAUAUUUCUGAGACUCCUCUUUAUACAUAUAUUUACGAGAGAAAAAAUUUGCAAUAAGCCUUUUACCCAUUACCUCAGAAAUGUUUUCAUUUUGGGGAGAAAUGGAAAACUUAAAUUUGAGGAAGUUAUGAGGGUUGAAAUUUGUUCUCUUCGUUUCCUCUUUACAUGAUUGUAAAUAUUGCCAUUUUUUUGGUCAGGAUAACUCUCUUGUGAUCAUGCCAAAAUUAUCAGCUGAAUAGUGAGACUACUGCCCCCCCCCCUUGCUUUUAAACAAACAUUUCCUAGUAUACAGUUGUUUUAUGUCUGUUGUCUACACUAGCAAUUAAGGAUCUACCCUAAGUCCAGGUAAAAUUACCUCUUUCCUCCAGUGCUAUUAUUACAAGGUACUGAAUAGUUUUUAAGCUAUGCUUGCUGUCAUAGGGUGAGUAAAUAUCCACUAUGGCUGAAUUAAGGAUAUAAACUCAAUUGAUCAGCCAAUACUAAAUUUCAUUUUGGCAAUUAGUGUACUGUUAUGAUUUUCAUGUUGAAGAGUAACUCCCAAAGUAACAAAUACCUCAUACUCUUUUCCCUGGACAAUCUAGAUGUCAUCUCCAUCGAAAAGACUGGUGAGAAUUUCCGCCUGUUGUACGAUGUGAAAGGUCGCUUCACUGUUCACCGCAUUACUGGUGAGGAAGCCAAGGUGAGUUGCACAAUAACAUAUGCCUAUCCAAGGAUUUUUAAUAACCUCCUUUUAAUAAGAAAUACUCCAUUUUAUAAAUAGCAUGAGAAACAAGCUGUCAUAAAAUACAAGCUUUAGAUUUGGCAAGAUUUUUUCUUUAAAAAAUAAAGGGAACUUUAAUUGUAGUUUGGCUUGAGUUGUUCUUUGAUCAUUUGUAUUUAUGCCAACCACCAUGAACUCUUCCUAAAAAUUGAGCCUUUAGCAAGGAGUUGUUGUGUACACCUGAACUGUUGCUGCUUACUCUAAUAGACAUGAAUGAAAAAAAAUUAUCAUUAGAUAUUUGCUUAAGGGAGAUAAAAGAAGUUCAGGACUUGACCAUCAACUCUGCAUAUUGACAGGUUUCAUUUUAUAUCUUUGAACUUAUCCACUAGUCUAUCCAGACACAAAGUGACACAAAUUUACACAUGAUUGUGUUUCAAUGCUACACAUGUCCAAAGCAGUCAGUUAUGGUGAGUAACAUAUGACUUUGGGCUUGCUCCUUUUUUUGUUUGACUUUGCAGUACAAGCUUGGUCAAGUGCGACGCGUGGCCACUGGCGCCAAGGGUGUUCCCUACCUUGUUACCCAUGAUGGUCGUACCAUCCGUUAUCCUGACCCUCUUAUCUCUCUGCACGACACUGUGGUAAUUGAAAUCAAGAGUGGUAAGAUCAUUGACUUUAUCAAGUUUGACACUGGAAAUCUCGCUAUGGUUGUUGGAGGACGCAACAUGGGCCGAGUUGGAAUUGUUACUCAUCGUGAGAGACAUGCAGGUGUGAAAUUGAUAGUUUGGGCAACUGAAACUAGAAGAGCAAUUCUUUUUUUCUGUCCUAUCUUCUGUAAACAGGGCUGCAUAAUGUGCAUGUUAUGCUAGAGAUCUUAGGCCUAGCUCAAAGAAUUUACUCUUUAAAAUAGGAUGGAGUAUCUUGUGUUAGAUCAUUUGGAACUUUCACAAGGAGUUUUCAAAUGAGUGGUUGAUUGAACUUUAAAAAUCCAAACAGACAUACAUGCAAAAAGUCUUUUCAUCACUGGGUUAGGAUUCAUCGAGAAAAUAUUUUGUUUCAUUUAAAAUGCAAUAAAGUGUAAUUAAAAGGACUUGAAUUCAAACAGACUCCAAGGUUUAUAGGUCCUCUCAGGUCCAUUCCUGGCCAGACCGCCUUCAAAACCAUAGACAAUCAAGAAAUGAAAAACAGUCUGAGAAAGUGCUUUAAGUUUAGUAGCACAAGAUAUUAGCUUCUGAAAAAGCUUUCAAACUGAUGCCAUUCAACCAAUAUCUUAGUUAGUGUACAUCAUUUCCAGGUUCAUUUGACAUUGUCCAUGUGAAAGACAACACUGGCCAUCAGUUUGCCACGCGUAUCAGUAACAUCUUCAUCAUUGGCAAGACCAACAAGCCACAUGUGUCCCUGCCCAAGGGCAAGGGUGUCAGGCUUACUAUUGCUGAGGAGCGAGACAGAAGACUGCAGGAGAAGGCCAAAAUGAGCUCCAUGUAA
Molecule: messenger RNA, 3263 nt
Organism: Pocillopora meandrina
Lineage: Eukaryota; Metazoa; Cnidaria; Anthozoa; Scleractinia; Pocilloporidae
Source: the annotation of a GenBank genome assembly